GAUCCAUACCCCACAGUUUCUAGACACUAACCCAACGACCGGACAUCCAACACGAUGGGACUUCCUUGGUCACACUGGAACUCUGCCCCCGUGCCCGAACCUCGACCUCAGACUGACCCGUUGGACUCUGCGACGUUCUACCACCCAGCCAUGCUCAAGCGGGUCGUCAAGGACUACGUGGAAGAGGCCACCAACUAUUCCCCCGAUUUCGCUGGGGAGGAACAGUUACAAGCGAUCGCUCAAUACUGUCAAGCUCCCGAGUUGUUGGAGAUCGUGCUGGACGUAUUGAGCGAACGGAUGAAGUGCGCCUGGCCCUGGAACAUCAAGUCUCUGGACAUCCUUCACUACCUCCUGCAAUCCGGUCUGCAUCUCCCUCGAACGCAACCUCGCUCCCGAACCAUUCUCUCCACUCUCCAGAAUCUCUCUCAGAACCCUACUAAUGAUCCCGAGGGCACUGCGGGAUACGUCAAGGGGAAAGCUGGAGAAUGUCUGGUCAGCGCUGGACAUCUGCCCGGAUCGACGAGCAUGAACGGGCUGAACGGAUGGGCUGGGUUGAACGGGGCUGCAAGUGGAUCUAGGAGCGGGGGUUCGGACGGUUUUUGGGGCUUCGGGUGGGGUCGGAACAAGGAUCGCGAAUGGGAAAGGGAGAAGGAAAAGGAGAAAGAGAGGGAACGUCAACUCGCCGCGGAACAACUAAAGAAACAGAAGGAAUGGAUGGCUUAUCAACAAAAGCUGGAACAGGAGGCUGCUGCCGCGGCUUCGGCUUCCGCUUGGAAAGGGUUAGAUAGGCCUAAAGGGUGGAAAAUCGGGUCGACGAGCAAGGUCGGGGGCAAAGCGCCCGCUGCGGCAAACCCGUUCGAGUGGAAAGAGCCGGCAGGGACUUCGGCCUGGGUCACCCCACUCAAGGACGGCAGGGGCUUCUCAUUCUCGACAACCACCGUGACCGAAGGACCCCCAUCCGCUGAUCACUUCCAGCAACACCAAACCAAUCACGCUUCCUUACUCGAGGAGACGUUGAAGAAGAGAAGAUAACGAUGGCAUACUUAUUUGCCAUCCUAGACCGUACCAUUCAGUUCUGCAUCGUCAGAUGUCAUUCAUAUUCGCUUUGGGGUUUCUUACACUCCGUCUCCCAUACCCUCGCAUGUGGAGAAAGCAAGCCGUGGGCUGCCGAUUAUCGCAAUUUGUAUGUAUUCGACUGACAUGAUGAUACAAACUGUCGCCACCUUUUUUGGCAAUCACAAC
This is a messenger RNA of Filobasidium floriforme, 1242 nucleotides long. RefSeq lists its product as uncharacterized. The coding region runs from base 55 to 1032 and encodes 325 amino acids. The transcript has 6 exons. NCBI's taxonomy places the organism in Eukaryota, Fungi, Basidiomycota, Tremellomycetes, Filobasidiales, Filobasidiaceae. The record is from RefSeq and is a predicted model, not a curated record.